Messenger RNA from Moneuplotes crassus, 1146 nucleotides. NCBI's taxonomy places the organism in Eukaryota, Ciliophora, Spirotrichea, Euplotida, Euplotidae. The record is from the annotation of a GenBank genome assembly.
GUAAGUUUAAAUCAGUAAUUUAAAAUUUUAAGACCAUGGAAAUCCAAAAUAUCGCUACCGAAGCUAAAGAAAAUCAAGUCAAAGCAUGUGAACUAUUCUCUAUCUUGCUAUAUCUGUCUGAGGAGUGCUGCAGACUCUUAGACGAGGUCCAUUCAAACAAUCAGAAGCUCCAGACUCAGAUGAAAGACCCUGAGAAUCCAGUUACUAUUGCCGAUCUAACUAUUCAAAAAACCAUCGAGCAUGUGCUCUUGCACUUCUACCCAAAGAUUAACAUCAUUGGGGAAGAGGAUCCUUCCACUUAUGCUCACAUAAAGCCACUUGUCAAUGUGUCUGAUGUCAAGAAGGAUGCCAUUACUGAAGAAUUCUUAGCCCAGAACUAUGAAGACAGAAAAGAACUUGUUUCUAAGAGUGAAUUUAAGGAUGAAGUCUUGGAGGAUCCAUUCAACUUCAAAGCAGAGGACCUCUCUGUCUGGAUCGACCCUAUUGAUGGUACAAGAGAAUUGUGUGCUGGACGUCUCGAGAAUGUUACUUGCAUGAUUGGAGUUGUCUACAAAAAGAUUCCAAUUAUGGGACUUGUUCACCGUCCUUAUGUUGAGAGGGCCGGAACACUUGGUGAGACCUUCUUUGGAUCUCUUGAAUUCGGAAUCUACAAGUGCAACUUUGAUAGGACUUGGGAUGAGAGACAAAUUGAAGAGAGGGAGUUUAACUAUAUGGCUCCCUUCUCAACUGACGAUGACAUCAUUGACGAAGAUAACCAUGUCUUGAACGUAAAUGUCUGUUGGCACAGAGAAAAUGCUCAAAAUGAGGAAUGCCUUGAGUAUCUCAAGCCAUGCAAGUACGUUGAAGACGGAGGAGCUGGAAAAAGAGUCCUCAGAGUACUUGAUGACAUCAACGAGAUGUGGGUAUUCCCAGGCUAUGGACAAUCCGGAUGGGAUAUGUGCGGUCCUGAGGCAUUAAUUCGUGGUAGGAUCGGAAUUACCUCUGACUGUUAUGAAGAAAGAUUCCUCUACACAAACGAAAUCGAUCCUAUUAGAGGAUGCAUCUUUGCCAAAAACCAGAGGCUAUACGACCUAGCCCUCAAACGUAUGGGAUCAUUCCUCCCAUAUCUAAGGACCAUAAUAUAAAUCCGUCAUAAGGUCCAUAUUU